Messenger RNA from Exophiala spinifera, 900 nucleotides. RefSeq lists its product as uncharacterized. Gene Ontology annotation, molecular function: aldehyde-lyase activity; zinc ion binding. Lineage: Eukaryota; Fungi; Ascomycota; Eurotiomycetes; Chaetothyriales; Herpotrichiellaceae. Bases 1 to 900 code for a protein of 299 amino acids. Gene Ontology annotation, biological process: carbohydrate metabolic process. The record is from RefSeq and is a predicted model, not a curated record. The transcript has 3 exons.
AUGCUCGAGUUCCCAUAUUCCAACUUGACAUAUCAGAUACUACAUGCCGCUUCCAAGGGCAAAUAUGCCGUCGGGGCCUACAAUUGUUACAAUGACGACGGCGUUAUAGCAGUCAUCCGCGCCGCAGAGAGGAGAAAAUCACCCGCCAUCAUUCAAUUGUUCCCAUGGACUCUGCAUUUCCAAGGUCCCGAGUUCGUCAGAUACGUGGUGCGCGCUGCGCACGCUGCAUCAGUGCCUGUUGCGGUACACCUCGAUCACUGCAUCAAACAAGAGGACAUAGACUUGGCGCUGACGCUCCCGUUUGACUCGAUAAUGAUCGACGCGUCCACUCUGGACGAGGCUGAUAACGUAGCACUGUGUGCUGAAAUCAUCCAACGAGCCUGCAAAGCCGGCAUCACGGUAGAGGUCGAGACAGGCCGAAUAGAAGGUGGUGAGGACGGUUUACCCAACGUGGACCUAGGCACUAUCUACACCGACCCACAGAAGGCGAGGGAGUUCAUAUCGAGAGCAGGCGCUCAUUUCCUGGCCCCCAGCUUCGGCAAUAUCCACGGUGGUUAUCCUCCCGGAGGCGCCGAGAAGUCGUGGGAUUUGGCCUUACUGGAAUCUAUCCGGCACGCUGUGACUGAUGCCGUACCCAUUGCUCUUCAUGGCACGCAUCCGGUUUCAGAUGAGUUGUUCUUAAAAGCCAUCGCGUGUGGAGUGAGCAAGAUCAACGUCAAUCGCACCGUGCGCGACGAGUAUACGAAUUUCGUGGCGGAGAGUUAUGGGAAACUAGAGCUCACCACCUUGAAGGUCCAAGGUGCAGAGAUCUACACAAAGUCGGUGGAGCGAAUUAUGGAUCUUUUCGGUUCCUCGGGCAAGCAGUAUGAUGUGGCAUCGUUGCUGGCGUCUCUAAAUUAG